Haliotis rubra (blacklip abalone) is the source of this 3262-nucleotide messenger RNA. Its product is annotated as fatty acid desaturase 6-like. Lineage: Eukaryota; Metazoa; Mollusca; Gastropoda; Lepetellida; Haliotidae. Gene Ontology annotation, biological process: lipid metabolic process. Gene Ontology annotation, molecular function: oxidoreductase activity, acting on paired donors, with oxidation of a pair of donors resulting in the reduction of molecular oxygen to two molecules of water. Gene Ontology annotation, cellular component: membrane. The transcript has a single exon. The coding region runs from base 212 to 1282 and encodes 356 amino acids. The record is from RefSeq and is a predicted model, not a curated record.
UUUAUCUCGGUCCGAAGAACGCCGAGUGCAGUGUUAUAAAUCUGCAGUACUCGUGCUUGGCAAGCAUAACUGGAAACUCGAUAUUGAGUGUGUGUUGUCCUUGAAACUGGAACAAAGUUCACACACACCUUUCAUCGUUUGUAUGUUCUAAGUUGCUGUAUUUUCGUGAACCAAUAUCUUCUAUCGACGGUUACAAAGUCCAGACAGCGUCAUGGAAGCAGACGACAGAAAGAUGGGCAAAAUCUCCAAACGUGAGGUAAAGGAGCACGGAGAAGUAUACGACUAUGUUAAGCUGAAACAACUGCCAGAGUUCGGGGAUCUCAGCGACAAGGUAAAUGAUUUACUGAAAAGAACAUCAUGGAUGGAAUUGUAUGGGAUCGACUGGAUGGUCCAUCUGACAGGUAUUGCAGGGAUAGCUUUCAGUUUAUGGUUGCUGAAAUCUGACUCGAUAUUUACACUUGUUGUUGGAGGGUUGUUAAUGGGGUGCUGCCACUCUGUUCUCGCAACAAAGGGAGGCCACCUCUCUGCGCAUGGAUCAGUUUGUCAGUCGCCUGCUUGGAACAAAUUCUGGACUGUGUUUUUUGUCGAGUUUGUUGGUUCGUUUUCAUCGGAGGCUGCGAUCGAUAUACACAUCAAGUAUCACCAUCCUCACACAAACAUUAUCGGACUCGGUGACUCAAGCACAUGGAAGAUGCCCAUGCUCCCCUCGUACAUUUACAUGUUUGUGGCUCCUAUUCUGCUUCCCCUAGCAACACCGUUUGUUGGAUUUUCAAACCUUUUUGGUCAAUGGAUGAAGCUGCUUCGAGCUGUCAUUGUCGUUUCGUUAGGCCUUGCCCUCCACUUUUACCUUUUAAUGACAUUUUCGGGAUUUUCUCUGCUUGGCGCAGUAAUAUGCACAUUUGCCAGCCGUGCUACCCUCUCAAUUCCAUACAUCCAUGUCAACAUUUUCCAGCACAUUGGCUUACCUAUGUAUUCAAACAAAGACAGACCCAAGAGGAUUUACCAGAUGGCUACAGGGGUGCUGAAUCUGAACAGGAACCCGAUUCUUGAUUAUUGUUUUGGGCACGGUAUCAUCAGCUGCCAUGUAGAACAUCACCUCUUCCCAAGACUGUCGGACAACAUGUGCUUCAAGAUCAAACCCCUGGUUUCCAAAUUCCUGAAGGAAAGUGGGCUCCCUUACAACGAAGAAACCUACUCGAGCCGACUGAGUCUCUUCAUAGACAAGUAUGAGGAACUGAUGGUGAACGCCCCACCAAUCACUCACUUUGUUGGACUUCAGUAACUUACGGGAAAGACAUUUGAAAGUGUCGAAAUUAGUUGUGAAUGUCAUCUUUGGGGAUUAGUGAACUAAGUGAUAUAUGCUGACCUGAUGAUUGGUGUCAUUUAUGGACAUCCUAUUUUUCUCAUUCAAUUUAUGUUCCUUAAUUAGGGUAAAGGUGAUUAAUUGUUGGUGUAUUUGUUGUUAUAUUGUCCAAGAGUAGGAAGCUAGUAUCAUUUUUGUGAGCAUUUUUGUUCUCCCAAGUUUAAGUCAUCUCGUUGUUGUAUGGAUGCCAUAUUUGAAUAGCACACUGGAUUUCUGACGGAAUCACACACGAAUCCAUGUUGGAACAAAUCUUUCAGAAUGUAGUUAUGCGAGGAUUUUUUAUUGAAUUUAUGUUCGAUAUUGAUAAUAAGUUUGACCUUAAAAAACUGGAGCGGCGUUUCCCACCACCAGUAAAUCAGUAUUCGAUCUAGUCCUGUAAUGCACAUAGAAGUCAAAAACGUUAUUUGAUAUCUACACUCACCACUGAACAAUUAUCGUCAUUUUCCCACGUUAGUUUUGUAAAUAUUGCGUUAUUAACGUUUGCGGUACCAUUUAUAUUGAUUUUUGUGAAACUAUGAGAAAAUUCGUUUCAGUAGGUGAAAAAUCGAUUUGUGUUAUACUCCGAGGAGUGAAUCAAAGCAAUGGAAACUGAAUUUUCCCAUCAAGAAGUUAUCGCUAUUUCCAAUACACGAAUCUACAUAUGUCAUACGUAUUACUAGUAUGUAUUAUGAAUUUCGUGAUAUGUCUUGGUUAUGCAUUUUGAAAACAAGUGCUAAAUUACAAAUCGUAUUUUCAGAAAGAAAUGACUGCAAGCAAUGACUAAACUAAAUGUGCCCAAUUUUGUUGGAUGUCUGUCAACGAGAACUAGUCUCUCAUGACCAUGUACAUCUUUUUUUAGGUAUUUUUAAAUGUUAUGGCUAUUUUAUGUAUUUUCGAAUAUUUUGAUCAUCAUUGUCGGAUAGAAAAUUCUCUUUCAUUGCCAUCACGUGUUUGCGUUAAUUAAAACGGGGUGCUUGGCCUUAAUUGGUCAUUAUAGGUCGUUAUUGGUCGUUACUGGCCAGUGCAGACAUCUAGUUGUGUAUGUGUAUUAGUUGAGUAUGUUUGUACAGUCAUAAACGCGGUGUGCAUGCAACAUUUUAGAAACCCGGUGAGAAAACGGUUUUGAAUAUUGUAUAAGAACUGUGAUAAUGCAACAGCAAUGCAAGCACUUAUAUUUUGUUAUGUAAAUUUUUAAUUGUGUAGUAUUAUAGUGAGCAUUAUGUGUACUAUAUUUCCGCAGUGCAUUAUGUUUUUACCGUGCCCGAUAAUCUUUUGUUAUUUAUAUUUUCCCCGGAUACAUUCCAGUCCAUGCAGUUUGUAAAAUAGAAAAUAAUAAAGCAUGUAAACAAUUAUUCUAAGCAAAUAUUUAGAAAUGAUCUUUUUAAGAAUUGAAACAAACCAAAUGUACCGUUGUCGCCGUUGUACCGAGUUCGAAUCCCAGGUUUGCCCCAGUUACCAUGUUGUAUUUAAGUACAUCACCACUAUUGUUCGGAUUCAUCAAAGUGGUUGUACCUCUGACCUGCUCUACAGUGCGUUGUUUCCCAAACGAAGUCGACAACUGGUGAUAUGACUGAAAUAAUUAUCAAAACAGUGUUAUACCAAAAUCACUCCCUCACCAAUCAAUCCAAUAGGUUUGUAACUGGGAUAGAACCAGAAGUAAGCAAUGCAUGUAUUCUUGAAGACGACAGACAUCCCAUGAAAGAGAUUAACACAACAGUACAAGGAAUGAGGAUGAUAUUAAAUGGAUGAUAUUUUAUGAUAUAUCACGACUAACCCUGUCUACAAAUGAUGUCUUAUUUCUUGUAUUGCUGUUCAUUUUAAGUUGGUUGUAUUUAGAUUUUCUACUGAAGUAUUUUUUUUUAUAACUGAUGCUUACCAAAAUUAAAGAUUUUGUGCGUCAUAAAGACUGUUUUAAGUUUC